AUGUUUUAAUAGAUAAGCGAUAAAAUCAUUUAAAAAAUUAAUAUUCCCCCAAAGAAAUUAUUUUAUAUAAAUUAUAUAAUUAUAUAAAUUAAUUGGAUGUAGCCAGAAUACUUAAAAACUUUAUAAUAUUGCUAAUAAAAGUAUUAGACAAUCCUACCUAAUCAGGAUGUAAAGUUUGUAUAUUUCUUUAUUAAACUAGACCCUUGUGCAAAGUCAUCAAAUCAUCUAAAUUUUCGCUUAAUAUGAAAUCCUAGUAUAGUUGCUGAUUUAAAAUGCAUUGUUCUGUAAGUCAGAGGCUUUAAGAUAAAAAAGUAUAUAGAUGUUAGAACAGUUAGAAAAGCAUGAUCAUGCAUAAUUAUACAGUAUUGAUUUGUCACAAUUUAAUGACAAUCCUCUUACAAUUGAAGUUUCUCCUUUAUAAAGUUCUUUUUAAUUACCGCUAUUAAAACAGUUUAAAACUAUAUUAGAGAACAUUAACAAAAAUUUUGAUGAUAAAAUAGUUAUACUUAAGAAAUAUACUCCUCUUAUUCAAACUAGUUAUUUGCCUUAAUAAUAUUAGAUUAGUAAGGUUAGGUGUAAAUUUACACCAGUAGAUGAAGAUUUAUUAUAUCAAGGUUUAUAAAAACAUGGAAGCAAGAAAUUGGAGGCAAUUUAAAAAGAAUUUUUAUGGGAAAAAACUUUGAAACAAAUAAAAAAUAAAUACAAAAAUUCAAUUUGUAGUAAUGCAUAAAUGAAUAAGAUUAAAACCUGGAAACUUAGUUAAUAUGAAUAUUUGAAUUAAAAAGAACUAUAACAAUUUAUUAAAGGAAUUUAAUGGUUCGGAAAAGAUAAAUGUUAACUUAUUCAUAAAUUCUUUGUUACAACAAGAAGUUCAGAUUUUUUGAAUAAGUAAUAAAAUCAUGCUAUUAUUUAGUGAAUUAAUUAAAGCUGAUUAAUUAUAGAAAAAAAGAAAAAAACACAACAUUCCAGAAUCAUAUCCAAAUCAUUAUGAAUAAUUAUGGAAUGCAGAAAGAAAGAAAAUAUAAUUAAAAGUAAUUUAUUUACAUUAAUUAAGCAAAUUUAAAAAGAAGAAUUACCAACAUACGAUAAAUUCUUUAAUUUGUCUUAUGAGUAUUCAAAUAGUUUUUGUAAAUCAAAUUUUGAAUUCAGUAGAUUAGGAGGUUACAAUACUUAGUUUUCAAUCCAGUUGCAAUAAGCAAACUAAAUUUAAUAAUAAUAAUAAUAAUAAUAAUAAUAAUAAUAAUAAUAAUAAUAAUAAUCCUAAUAAUAAUAAUAAUCAUAAUAAUCAUAAUAAUAAUAACAAUAAUAAUAACAAUAAUAACAAUAAUAAUAACAAUAAUAACAAUAACAAUAAUAAUAAUAAUAAUAAAAAGUUUAGACACCUUUCGAAGUUUGGAAAAAUGCAAUUAGUUCUUUGCCUGAAUUAAAAGGUUGA
Messenger RNA from Paramecium sonneborni, 1435 nucleotides. The record is from the annotation of a GenBank genome assembly. NCBI's taxonomy places the organism in Eukaryota, Ciliophora, Oligohymenophorea, Peniculida, Parameciidae.